UGCCAGGCCCAGUCAGCCCCCUCCCGCGGGGACUCCGUCUCUAUUUUGGGGGAAGGGGAGGCUCCACGGAAGCCCCGAGUUAUAAUUAGCCCCACUCGGGUUUCCUAGAUAAUGUCAGCACCACCACCACACCAGCUCAGGGCGCCGGGGCUGGGUGAGGGGUGACCGCCGAGAGAGGGGGGUAGUUCCGACCCGGGGAAUUUUGAUCCCUUGGCUGGAGAUGCCGGAACCGCAGCAGCUGCUGCCCCAAAAUAGCACCCCCGCCCCCUGCAACCGGGGAUCUCCGGAGCUCCGAGAACACAGGCGGCGGGGUUCGCCCUUCAGACCCCUCUGCAAUGUCCACAAGCCCCUAGACCCCCGCCCCAAGUUCUGGGUUCCCUUAACUCGGGGCGGGGAGCGCCGAUAUUUUCUCGGCCUCUACUGCCCCCCGCUGGCGGCAGCGUGCACAGAAGCAUCGGACGAAAGGGGAACUGGGGCCCUGGGGUCCAAGGCUGGCGAACCCGUUCGCUGAGGCUAGGCGACAGGGGUGCGCAACUGAUGGGUACCAGCAUGAUGUGCCAGACAGUGGAUGAGGGCCCCGGCCCUGGCCAACGCAGGAGAGGCUGUACCUUCACGCCACCACCGCAAGAGCCCCCAUCGGAGCCUCCCAUCAUCGAGGGCUCCGCCCCUGUCGGGUGGCCUGUACUGCAGCCUCUGGUGCCCACACAGCUCACACUGGGCCCAACCCAGUCCACCCAUCUGGGGGAAGGAGAGCCACCCGUGGGUCCCCGUCGCUUUCUGCCACCAGAGCCCAAGCAACCCUGGCCAGGGGUGCUAGAUGCCACAGCCUUCCAAAGGGUCUGCUACCAAUAUGUGGACACCUUGUACCCUGGCUUCGAAGGCACUGAGAUGUGGAACCCGAACCGUGAGCUGAGUGAGGACUGCCUCUACCUCAACGUGUGGACACCAUACCCUCGGCCUGAGUCCCUCACCCCUGUUCUUGUCUGGAUCUAUGGGGGUGGCUUCUACAGUGGGGCCUCCUCCCUGGACGUGUACGAUGGCCGCUUCCUGACCCAGGCAGAGGGGACUGUGCUGGUAUCCAUGAACUACCGGGUGGGAGCCUUUGGCUUCCUGGCCCUGCCAGGGAGCCGGGAGGCCCCAGGCAAUGUGGGUCUCCUGGAUCAGAGGCUGGCCCUGCAGUGGGUGCAGGAGAAUGUGGCAGCCUUUGGGGGGGACCCAAUGUCAGUGACUCUGUUUGGGGAAAGUGCAGGUGCUGCCUCUGUGGGCAUGCACCUGCUGUCCCCACCCAGCCGGGGCCUGUUCCACAGGGCUGUGCUGCAGAGCGGUGCACCCAACGGGCCCUGGGCUACGGUGGGCAUGGGAGAGGCCCGCCGCAGGGCCACGCUACUGGCUCGCCUCGUAGGCUGUCCCCCAGGUGGGUCUGGUAGCAAUGACACAGAGUUGGUCACCUGCCUGCGGACACGGCCAGCUCAGGACCUGGUGGACCACGAGUGGCACGUGCUGCCUCAGGAAAGCGUCUUCCGCUUCUCUUUUGUGCCUGUGGUAGACGGAGACUUCCUCAGUGACACACCAGAGGCCCUCAUCAAUGCUGGAGACUUCCAUGGCCUGCAGGUGCUGGUGGGUGUGGUGAAGGAUGAGGGCUCCUAUUUUCUGGUUUACGGGGCCCCAGGCUUCAGCAAAGACAACGAGUCUCUCAUCAGCCGGGCCCAGUUCCUGGCCGGGGUGCGGGUCGGGGUCCCCCAGGCGAGUGACCUGGCUGCCGAGGCUGUGGUCCUGCAUUACACAGACUGGCUGCACCCUGAGGACCCAGCACGCCUGAGGGAGGCUAUGAGUGAUGUGGUGGGCGACCACAAUGUCGUGUGCCCUGUGGCCCAACUGGCUGGGCGACUGGCCGCUCAGGGUGCUCGGGUCUAUGCCUACAUCUUUGAACACCGUGCAUCCACACUCUCCUGGCCCCUCUGGAUGGGGGUGCCCCACGGCUACGAGAUCGAGUUCAUCUUUGGGCUCCCCCUGGAACCCUCGCUCAACUACACCAUCGAGGAGAGAGCCUUUGCCCAGCGACUGAUGAAAUACUGGGCCAACUUCGCCCGCACAGGGGACCCCAAUGACCCCCGGGACUCCAAAGCCCCACAGUGGCCACCAUACACAGGGGUAGCACAGCAGUAUGUGAGCCUCAACCUGCGGCCACUGGAGGUGCGGCGGGGGCUGCGCGCACAGGCCUGCGCCUUCUGGAAUGGCUUCCUACCCAAAUUGCUCAGUGCCACCGACACGUUGGACGAGGCGGAGCGCCAGUGGAAGGCCGAGUUCCACCGCUGGAGCUCCUACAUGGUGCACUGGAAGAACCAAUUUGACCAUUACAGCAAGCAAGAUCGCUGCUCAGACCUGUGACCCAGGCGGGACCUCCACGUCCCACCACCCUACUCGCCCCUCCCGGCCCCUUAGCUGUAUAUACUAUUUAUCUAAGGGCUGGGAUAUUACAGAGGAGUCCUAGACCUGCCCACCCCCGACUUUCCCCUGGGCUCCCGGUCCUCUGCAUGUCUCGGCCGAGCCU
This is a messenger RNA of Molossus molossus (Pallas's mastiff bat), 2551 nucleotides long. RefSeq names its product acetylcholinesterase (Cartwright blood group) (gene ACHE). The coding region runs from base 538 to 2388 and encodes 616 amino acids. Gene Ontology annotation, molecular function: acetylcholinesterase activity. The record is from RefSeq and is a predicted model, not a curated record. The transcript is spliced from 6 exons. Gene Ontology annotation, biological process: choline metabolic process; acetylcholine catabolic process. Lineage: Eukaryota; Metazoa; Chordata; Mammalia; Chiroptera; Molossidae. Gene Ontology annotation, cellular component: plasma membrane.